AUGGCUCCUGACAACUGCAAUGGCUCUUCGGACACAGCCAACCAGUGCGAACCUCAGCAUAGACAAUCUUCUUACGCCUCAAGCCUUGUUCAAAGCAGCGAGCCGGGUCAAUUGAGAGGAAACACCUCUCUGAGGCAAUCCGAAACAUACCGCGAGCUUGCUAGCAUGAUCCACGAAAGUCAUAAUGGGCCGUCUAAGCUAUUGCUCCUCAUCGUACCAAUCGCCAUCGUUUCCCGGUUUGCAGGAUUGCCUGCGGUGGCUGUUUUUUUGCUCAACAUGAUAGCUCUAGUGCCGCUUGCAGCAUUAUCCAUCUUCACUGUGUUGGUGCUGACCAGAAAUGCGGGUUUCUGGGGAGGCUUUAUCAGAACCGUCUUUGGCAAUGCUAUAGAAUUGACUCUUGGUAUCACUGGAUUAUAUCACAGCGAGAUCUCGCUCGUCCAACAGAUGGUUAUAGGCAGCGCGCUUAUAUACUCACUUUUUGUAUUGGGUGGUAGCUUCUUGCGCGCAAGCUAUGGAAAGCAAAAUGAGCCCUUCAGCAAGACUAAAACUGCUGUGUUGUCAUCUCUUGUUCUGGUCUCCUCCUUUUGUCUAGCCAUUCCAGCCGCCAUGGCCACAGCCGCCGACAAGGAAUUCCGGGAUGGUCAGAACGUGGGCACCGUCAAUGAUCCUUCUGAAGACGUGCUCCUACUCUCACGCAUGACAGCUACAGUCUUACUCUGCCUCUUCCUCACUUAUCUUAACUUCCGUUUCCUCAGUCACGCCCAACUCUUCCCAAAGAAUCCCAAUGCGGCACAGUUCAAUCCAGAAACCCGUAUAGAGUCAACAUUAGACGGUAUUAAAUACGCUUCGACUAGGUCACUGGUCUUGAGCUUUAGCUUCAUAAGUAGCAUCGCCUGUGCAGCUAUAUGCGCCAGUUCACUAGUGACCAGCAUCGACGCCGCAGUCCAAAAGCUGAACAUCACUAAGUCAUUCAUUGGUUUCGUCAUCACGCCGCUGGCUGCCAGUCUGGCGAAGUCCGUGGCAAUAGUCAAGCAUGCUCGGUCCGAGAGGAACCACGAAGAUCAGCGGAUGAGUCAACUUGACUUUGUUAUUCGCUCAGUCAUGACCAACAUAUUGGACACGCUUUUGGUCAUCAUACCACUACUCAUUCUGUUAGGCUGGCUCAUGGGAAAGCCCAUUGCGCUGGACUUUGGGCUUUUUGAAACUGUUGUCUUCUUAAUGGCAAUUAUCGUCAUGACGUAUCUGCUGCAGUAUGGCAAGACGACGUAUUUUGAAGGAUGUAUGCUCAUGGGAACAUAUGUCUCUAUUGCUGUAGCCUUCUAUGUCCGCCCCGAAUCGCUCGAAGAGACUUCUACUAGGUAGAAUAGAACCGCCGACACCACUUUUAGAAGCAUGCCAAGUGUUAAUUAUAGGGAUCAAUAUAAUAUGCCACCGAGAUGAUAACAUAGCUAGAAUACUUAAAAUUAGUUACUCUUAG
This is a messenger RNA of Trichoderma virens Gv29-8, 1477 nucleotides long. RefSeq lists its product as uncharacterized. The transcript has 4 exons. Bases 1 to 1362 code for a protein of 453 amino acids. NCBI's taxonomy places the organism in Eukaryota, Fungi, Ascomycota, Sordariomycetes, Hypocreales, Hypocreaceae. Gene Ontology annotation, biological process: calcium ion transmembrane transport; intracellular calcium ion homeostasis. Gene Ontology annotation, cellular component: fungal-type vacuole membrane. The record is from RefSeq and is a predicted model, not a curated record. Gene Ontology annotation, molecular function: calcium:proton antiporter activity.